This is a messenger RNA of Podarcis lilfordi (Lilford's wall lizard), 21061 nucleotides long. NCBI's taxonomy places the organism in Eukaryota, Metazoa, Chordata, Lepidosauria, Squamata, Lacertidae. The record is from the annotation of a GenBank genome assembly.
AUGGUGCCUCUCCUUGUGCUCUGCCUUCUUUCACCACUCUUAGUUGCCUCUGUGGAUCCACGUAAGUUAUUUAUCAUUGAUGACAUCCCUUUUCCUAUGAUGCUAUUAAGGACAAAAUGAAAGGCUAGUACUUUGGAAUCACAUACCAACUGUGCCAUCAUUUGAUGCUAAUCUCAGAGGGUUAAAAACUUUGCAGAGAACUUUCUUACCACAGGAGGAUCUGUAUGCCAGCUUGAAAACGAGGAGGGGACAGAGGGUGAAGAAAGAGCUGUGAGUGGGGGGAGAAACUUUCCCCAUCCUUUGGACCCCCUGGGAGACUUAGCGCAUCUGCUGUACCUUGAAGUGGGUGUGGAGAGGGCAGCUGAAUGGGACACAGCUGUGUGAAACCUAAGGAAGUACCAUUGACCUUGGGCUUGCCCAUGAAAAGCAAGUCUAUAGUGAGAGACUAGAUCGAUGGCCGCUGUUCUGAUUGUGAGACUUUUGUGGGUGAGCUGAGGGUGUGUUUGGACCCUGGGUGAGAACCCGGAGGCUGAGAAUGAAAGGAAUUGCUAUCCAACCUUCCAUUUCCACCACGUAUGAUAAAAGGUACCUUCUACUUCUUUACAUUUCCAACACAUAUUUAAUCUUGUUCAAUAAAUCUUUGCUAAUUCAACCGGGGUUAGAUACCACCGAUACAUCAUUUUCAUAUGGUUUUCUUUCAAUGAGGUACAUGCCAUACAUUUCAGAUCUCUCUUCCAGAGCUUUUCCCAGUCUAUCAUUUGUAUAUUGUGUGCCACAUCUUUUGCCCAUUUUAUCAUGACAGAUUUGACCUGUUCCUCUUUGGUAUUCCAUUCCAAGAGCAGAUUAUACAUUUUUGACAGUAAUUUGGUAUGGUCUAUUAUCUCUCUCUGAAAUCUUGACACUUCAUAGCUAAAUCCUUUCUUUUUAUCAUUUUUAAAGGUUUCAUUUAACUGAAAAUAUUGUAACCAAUCUGUAACCAUUUCUCUGACUUUUACAAACUCCUUUAAUUUUAACUGAUUAUCUGUAUGUUGACCAAUUUGUCAUCUGAUUCAUUUUUUAAAGAGAUAUUGCUUCUAGCGUGGAGAACCACCAUGGUGUUUUGUUUUGUUUUUUGUUCUGAUAGAUCUUUAUAUUUCUCCCAGACUUAAAAAACUGAUUUUCUUAUUAUAUGAUUCCAAAAUCAUUUAUGUAAUUUUGCCUUAUGGUACCAUAUAUACGCAUGCCAGUCAAAUCUGUUGUCAUGGCCUUCUAAAUCUAGCAAAUCUGUAUCUUUUACUUUUAUCCAAUCCUGGAUCCAGCAGAUGCAAGAUGCUUCAUAAUAUAAUCUUAAAUCCGGUAGAGAGAAACCUCCUCUAUCUUUGAUGUCUGUUAGUACGUAGUUUAUAUUUUAUUCUUGGUUUCUUCCCUUUCCAUAUAAAUUUUGAAAUAUUUUUUUGCCAUUCUUUGAAGCAGCUCGAAUUGCUUCUCACUGGGAUUGAUUGGAAUAAAAACAACAUUUUUGGCAAUACAUUCAUCUCAGUCACUGAAAUUCUUUCUAACAAUGACAAAUUCAUUCUUCCCCAAAUUUCUAAAUUCCUUUUUAUUUCUUUUCCAAAUUUUCUCAUUAUUGUCUUUAAAUAUCUUAAUAUUCUUGUCUAUCAACUAUAUUCCCAAAUAUUUAAUUUUUGUAUGUAUAUUUAUCUCUGUCAUCUGCCCCCUUAUUUUUCUGAGGUAUUUAACCUCUCCCAUUGUCCUAAUUGUCCUCUCAAGGAGGGGGGGAGGCUCCUCCAAUCACAGAGCCACAGCAGAACUUCUCCCAUUAUAUUUGUUAUGUCUUCACUCUGAUAUAAUUUUGUUCAGCCUUUACUUUCUUCUUCCAGCCCUUAAGUGUCAACAAGGAACUGAAGGUUCUGAGGUUUCAGACUGUGCCAGUGGUUUGAAUGCCUGCGUGGUCAUCAAGGACGAGAGCACAAUGUUUGGUAAGGAAGAUGUUGGCCUUGCCUGGUGGCAUGCGCCACGCUGUGCCACAAUCUAUCCAAUGGAUAGAUUGGACAGUCCAUUAGGACUGGUAUGGAAGAAGGCCAAUGAUGGGCAGUGCCAAAUCAUUCUACUUUCGUCCCCAUCUCCUGCUCCCAGCUGAGUUCUGCAAGGGACAACUCUGAGACUAAGAAGGAGUUGGAAGCUGGUAGCAGACCCUCCAAGUUUCCCUAUUUUGCAGGGACAGUCCCGGAUUUACAGAAGCUGCCCCGGUUUCUGAUUUGAUCCUGGAAUGCCCUGCAUUUCCUUAGGAUGACCCUAUUUUCAUUGAAUAAAUGUUGGAGGGUAUGGAGUUAUCCGACCCCUGAACCAAGGAGAUAAGUAACCAUGCAACCUUUAGAAGACAUCUGAAGACCGCCCUGCAUAGGGAAGUUUGUAAAUGUUUUAUUAUGUUUUUAUAUAUGUUGGAAGCCACCUAGAGUGGCUGGGGCAACCCAGUCAGAUGGGUAGGGUAUAAUAAUAAUAAUAAUAAUAAUAAUAAUAAUAAUAAUAAUAGAAAAGGAAGUAUCCCAUACCAGGACUUUCUCCUCUACCACUGCCCACCAAGAGUGGGCAAACAAUAAAUGUAAAUUAUAGCUUUAUAGGCUAGGUUCCGCUCACAAACACCCAUCUCUCUCUCUCUCUCUUUCAUCCAGUCAAGGAAAACAAGAAUCAUUGUCAGAUUUCAAAUACAUAUACCAGCCAGGGAAACACACUCAAGGUGGAUGUAAAAUGAAGUUGGUAAGGGGUGUGGAUUGGGCCGUUUCUGAAUGGUCAGAAACAGAAAGAGGUUGCUUUUGAUCCACAGAACUGAGGUUCUUCACAAUUGAUCUGGAACUUCCAAAGCUUAAUUCAGCAAGAUGGAGGCGCUUGUACUCUAGCAAGCCAUAUUCCCUUGGGAGAACUUGGAACAGAUGGAAAGGCAAGGCAGAGCGGAGACCACAGAGUUCGGCAGAGAAUGAAGGAUUCUGGGGAAUGAGCUCUCCUGACAUGUUGUCUGUCUUUUUCCUUUUCUGGUAUACAGGGGUCAAGUUUACUACAACAUUCUAUACAUGUGGGAAAAAUGAUUCUUGUGCCAAUGCUUUUACCAUCACCAUAGGAGACGGGAAACAUUUACGCUCCAGCUCUGCUUGCUGUACUGAAGAUGGGUGCAACAAAAACUUAGAUUGGGGAAGUAAGUCAUCACCUGCCCCUCUCUGAUAUCAGAAUUGCAAACCUGGACCCCUCCCAAAGUUCUUUUUAUAGUGCAUUCAGGGUGAUUUGUGCUCAUGGUGCUAUGGGUCCAGUCACACACAAUUCCACUCUCAAUACUGUUUGCGUGUGCAGAGGUAUUGGGCUGGUCAUACUGCUUCAUUUCCAAUCAGUGCACAACCCAUUAUUUCCUGCUGAAACCUUUCAUGCCACAAAUGUCCUGGUUUAUUUACGUCUCACUUCUGUUGCUCCACAGCCCCUCCAGUCAGCAAUAAUGCAGUAGGAAACACCACAGGACAAAUGAAACCAGGAGAAAUCCAUCACCAAUGCAGUGUUAUAGUUUGAAGAACAUGGUGCACAAAUGACCCAGCAAUAAAACACCAGUCUGGUGGGGCCCUUGGUUUCAGAAUGAUGAAAACAUUCUCAAUUUGCUUUUGAAACUUGGCAGGAACAGGGUGGAGUGGAGGAAGUUUUAGUCCCUCCACACCUUUCAUCCUAACACAAGACAGGAAAGGUGUCAAACUUGUGACUCUAGACCUCAUUCUUUUAUUCUGACAAAGAAUAUGCUAACAAAGACCUGGGAGUGGGGAGGACUCAGUGGGUGGUUUUGUGAAUGCAUCAGGAAGGCUGCGGCUGCUGUGUCUGUGUGAAGCAGGCCUGUCAAUGAUCCAGCGGGGCUCUUCGGAGAUUCUUAUGUAAAAACUUUCCAUAUAUGACAAUUUGCUUCUUCCUUCUUUGCUUCCUAGUUCUUCCAACUACUUGGACUCAGAAUGGGUACAUUUGUCCAACUGGAUGUUAUGCUCAGACGGAGGAGAAAUGCAAGGGUGGACCGGUCUCAUGCACAGAUGGUCAAAUGAAUUGCAUCAGUGCAACAGGAAGCUCUGGUAACCCUGAAGGGAAUUAGGAAGGGAGGAGGAGGGUCAGGCUUGGCCUGGUUGUGAGUCAGAAGGCAGGCUGAUGGGGGCUGGGUGAGGGCAGACUGAAAUGGAAGGGGUCGUGCCCCAUUUGCUGUACUAGAGCAGCUGCCACUGACACCUGCUGAUGAUCCCCAUAUUUACCUGCAGGAGCCAAGAAGUUCGUCCUGCAUGGUUGUGGAACAAGCAAUAUGUGCGGUGUAGAGAACUAUGCACUGACCAUUGGAGGAAUCCUCUACAAAAUCAAAACAAUAACAUGUGUCCCUGCUGCAGAAAAAGCAGAUCCUCCAAAACCUUAAAGAGCCAGAAAUUCUGCAUCAGCCACAACUUGGAAACCAGCCACAACUCCUAAAGCAACAAUACCUAGUGCCAACCAUACCUUGGGGAAGAACUCCUUCCUUCUCUUGCUACCCAUGAUCUCCAGCAUUCCCUUUAUGAGGUUUCUCUCCUGAGCUCUCUUUCAAUGCCAGCCACUUUGAAGGAUUCAUGCCAUGAGCAUUCUGGCACUGGAAUGGACAGAUAUUUCAAAUUACAGUGCUAUUAAGUUUCUCAAUUUUUUAACCUUAAAUUCAAUUCUCGGCAUUUCUACAGCAAUUAGCUUCUUAAAAAAACUAUUGAAAAUCUGCUCACAUUUUAGCGUGGAUUUACCCUAAUAAACACAGCGUUUACAUGCAGUUUGAACAAUAGACACAGAAUGUUUUUAUCCCUAAUAUAUGCACUUUCCUCACAUAAAUACAUUUUUGUAUACAAUGUUUGGCUUAUGAACUACAUUGCAAAAUUAUGAGAAACAUGAAAUUUUAAGGCUGAGUUUUAGUUUGCAUAUUGGUCUGGAAAGUGCAAAUGAGUUAGUUUCUCAUUAAUAGGCAUACAAAAUUGAAUUUCUUCCUCAUCCUGACUUGAGUAUCACAAUACCUCCCCCACCUCCUCCAAAGUGUGUUUUUGAAGCUCCAGGCUGUUUUCUGAAUGAAAGAUUGCAGGCCCAAUAAAGAAUAUUUAGUCCAAAAAUGGUUUUGUUUGUUUCUUCCGGAUGGUUAUCAGCAAUAAUUUACUGCAGUGAAGGUCCCAACCAGAGGCUCCUUGCAUGGCUGGGUGGGGUGCUAAAAGAGGUCCUUGUGUUUCUUCAUAAUAUACUUUUAAUUGUAUCGAUUUAAAAAGUGAUUCAACCAUUCUGGGGCAGAAAAACAAAUACAAAAUAAAACAACUCAUUAGCUAUGUCUGAAAUUAUUGUAUACAGUGAUACCUCAGGUUAAGAACUUAAUUUGUUCUGGAGGUCCGUUCUUAACCUGAAACUGUUCUUAACCUGAAGCACCACUUUAAGUAAUGGGGUCUCCUGCCGCCGCCACGGGAUUUCUGUUCUCAACCUGAAGCAAAGGUCUUAACCCAAGGUACUAUUUCUGGGUUAGCGGAAUCUGUAACCUGAAGUGUCAGUAACCUGAGGUACCACUGUAUAUAAAAAGAGAGGAAUCUCAUUUAAAAAGAGUUAGAAAACCUAAACUCAAAAUCAGAAGUAGAAAAUCUUUAAUAAAAAAUAUUUUUUUAAAGAAGAAGAAGAGGAGGAGGAAGAGGAGGAGGAGGAAGUGGGGUGGUUAGAGGGAUGGGUGAAGAUCUGUAUGUUACCUUUUCCAGUUUGCAUUGCUCUAAAGUUUUUGGACUACUAGAAGUGGAUUAGGCUAGCAUAGAAACACACAAACAUCUUUCUUCCUGCUGACACCAUUCACCAAUCUCAUUAUCAUUCCCUCUACAUUAACCCCCCAAGCUUCCUUUCCUUACCCCACACAGUUAUUAACCUCCAACCCCCAUUUCUUCAUGCAAAACUAGGAUUCUGAUGGCGCACUGGAAAUCUUCCAAUGCGAUCCUGCAACUAUGACCACCUUACGUUUUUGUUUUGUUUUUAAAUGUAAAAAAUGCACUGAGAGACUGGGGGACAUGACUUGAUGAUAAUAAUAAUAAUAAUAAUAAUAAUAAUAGCAGCAACAACAACUUCUUCUUCUUCUUCUUCCUCUUCUUCUUCUUCUUCCUACCCCGCUCAUUUGGCUGGGUUUCCCUAGCUACUCUGGAUGGCUAUCAACAAAAUAUUAAAAACACUGUAAAACAACAAAAAUUAAAAACUUCCCUAAACAGGACUCCUUUCAGAUGUCUUCCAAAAGUCAGAUAGUUCUUUAUUUCAUUGACUUCUGGUGGAAGGGCAUUCCACAAGGCAGGCACCACUACUGAGAAGGCCCUCUGCCUGGUUCCCUGCAACCUCACUUCUUGCAGUGAGGGAAACACCAGAAGGCCCUCAGCGCUGGACCUCAGUGUCCUGGCUGGAUGAUGGGGGUGGAGACGCUCCUUCAGGUAUACUGGACCGAAGGUGGUUUAGUGCUUUAAAGGUCAGCACCAACACUUUGAAUGUUGCUCAGAAACAUACUGGAAGCCAAUGUAGGUCUUUCAGGCCCAGUGUUAUGUGGUCUCAUUGGCCACUCCCAGUCACCAGACUAGCUACCACAUUCUGGAUUAGUUGUAGUUUCCAGGUCACCUUCAAAGGUAGCCCCACAUAGAGCACAUUGCAGUAGUCCAAGCAGGAGAGAACUAGAGCAUGCACCACUCUGACAAGACAGGGUCUCAGCCUGCAUACCAGAUGGAGCUGGUAGACAGCUGCCCUGGACACAGAAUUAACCUGCGCCUCCAUGGACAGUUGUGAGUCUGAAAUGACUCCCAGGCGGUGCACAUAGUUCUUCAGGGGCAUAGUUACCCUAUUCAGAAGCAGGGAGUCCCCCAUACCAGCCUGCCCCCUAUCCCCCAGAAACAGUACUUCUGCCUUGUCAGGAUUCAACCUCAAUCUGUUAUAUGCCAUCCAUCCUCCAACCGCCUCCAUACAUUCACACAUGACAUUCACUGCCUUCACUUGCUUUGAUUUGAAAAAGAGGCAAGCUGGGUAUCAUCUGCAUACUGAUGAACAGUCAGCACAAGCCCCCUGAUGAUCUCUCCCAGAAGCUUCAUAUAGGUAUUAAAAAGCAUGGAGGAGAGGACAGAACCUUGAGGCACCCCACAAGUGAGAGCCCAGGGGUCUGAACACUCAUUCCCCAACACCACUUUCUGGACAUGGCCCAGGAGGAAGGAACGGAACCACUGUAUAACAGUGCCCCAGCUCCCAGCUCCUUUAAAUGGCUCAGAAGGAUGUCAUGGUUGAUGGUAUCAAAGGCCGCUGAGAGAUCCAGCUGAACUAAGAAACAGCUUUCACCUUUGUCCCUAGCCCGCUAGAGAUCAUAGACCAGCACAACCAAGGCAGUUUCAGUCCCAUGAUGGGGCCUGAAUCCCAAUUGGAAGGGAUCCAAAUGGUCCGCAUCCUCCAGGCAUGCCUGGAGUUGUUCCGCAACCAACCACUCACUCCCCUUGCCCAAGAAUGGAAGAUUUGAGACUGGGCAAUAGUUGGCCAUAUUGGCCCGGACCAAAUAUGUUUUUUAAAGAAAUGGUUUAAUAACCACCUCUUUUAGUGGGUCUGGGAAGGCUCCCUCAUAGAGGGAAGCAUUCACCACCCCACAGAGCCCAUCGCCCAGCCCUUUACAGCUGGCUUUUAUGAGCCAGGAUGGGCAAGGAUCAAGGAGACAGAUGGUUGGUUUCAUUCAUCCAAACAACCUUCCACAUCCUUGGAGGUAACAGAUUGGAAUUGAUCCCAUGCAACUUGACCAGACAGGACUCUAGUACUCUCCCCCGGCCCUGCUCCCAUGGUGGAGUCUAUCUCUUUCCGAAUCUGAGAGACUUUAUCUGCAAAAGAGUUGCAAAAUCAUUGCAGGAGAUCUUGGGAUCCUUACUAGGCCCCGAUAGCAAAAGUGGUUCUGUUGGAUUACGAACCACCUGAAAGAGUUUCCUGCUGCUGUCUUCUGCAGAUGCAAUAGAGGCAGUGAAGAAGGUCCUCUUCACUGUCGCUGUCACCACUUGAUAGGCUUGACAUUGAGCUCUAACCCAUUUCUGGUUCGAUUCAGAAUGAGUUUUCCGCCACCAGCACUCUAGUCAUCUCAACGAAUGUUUCAUUGCCCUCAGCUCUGCAGAAAACCACGGGGCUGUCCAGGCUCCAUACAAUUGGAGAGGGUGCUUCGGAGCCAGACAGUUCAUAGCCCUGGUUAACUCUGCAUUCCAGUGGGUCACCAGGGAAUCAGCUGAAAGGCCAUCAACAUGGGAAUAAUAAUAAUAAUAAUAAUAAUAAUAAUAAUAAUAAUAAUAAUAUUUAUAACCCGCUCAUCCCCCAUCACCACUUUCUGGACACAGCCCAGGAGGAAGGAGUGGAACACUGUAUAACAGUGCCCCCAGCUCCUCUAGAUAGUCCAGAAGAAUGUUAUGAUUGAUGGUAUCAAAUGCCACCGAGAGAUCCAACCCCUGCCACUCCCUGGAAACCAUUUGGAUCCAUUAAGUGAUGGGGUGGGGCCAAGCUUGCUAUAGCUAUGAGAGGAGCAAUGAGAGAUACUCUUGGGGUGUCAUAUUCUGCACUUCCUCCACUGAAGGUUUUAGGUGCAAAUAUGUGUGAAUAAACCAUAUUUCUAAGACAUUGCAGACUCUGCUGUGUCCUGAUUUUCUAAUGGAAAAACACAAAUCUUGAGUGCCUGGAACCCCCUAGAAACUUGUUACCACACGGCAGAAACUGAGGUACAAGUUGAAUGGGAUGUCUUCCCUGUCCCUAUCCUCAAGCUUCUUAGCUGCUGCACCAGAGGGACUGAAACCCCACCCAGAACAACAAUCAUCUGACUAUCAUGCAUAGAGCUAGUCAGGGGACUGCAAGUGGGGUGUGGGCUUCAGUAGGUGCCCAGUGAGGCCAAUGUCAGAGGCUGACUGUGCCAAAGGCUACAACCCUGUUUGCAUUUGCAACAAAGCCAGGGGACUGUGAUACGGGCAACAAUGGCAGUUUUAUUGCCAGGCAGUUAAUCCAGCACUUCUGUUUUGGGAGUCAAUCUCUGAACCUAGAGGAAUGGCCUGAAUUCAUGCCAGUUGAACAGUAACAGCAAGAUCCAAGGACAUAGUGCAGCUCAGCUUUCUGCAGCAGAAGUAAGGAGGUCUGCAUCAGGGUUGGAAAACGAUUGCCCAUGAGUUGGGCGAUCAACAAAUCCUUUGUCAAAGGAGAGACUCUCUCAGACACAGACCACUGUCUUCAUCCCUUUCUCAAUGGUGCCAGUCCAAGCCACUCCUGAACCACUAUGAUGCCAAACACCCAUUGCCUCCCCCAAAGAAUUCAGGGGGCUAUAGUUUAAGAGGGCAGAGAAUUGUUUGGAGACUCCCUUUUUUCGACACAGAGCUACAAUUCUCCACCCCUCUCCUCAGGGAACACAGAAAUUGGAGCUCUGGGUCAGGAUUUGGGGUCUCCUAACAACUCUCAGCACCUUUAACCACUCCCAGAAAUGUUUGGGGGAAGUGGCAGAGGAAAGUGAUAGACUAUAUGGAACUGGCUGAGAUGACCGGCAGAAUUCGAGAUCAGGAAGAAGGGUCGAUGGAAGAAGACUGGAAAAAAUUUAAAAUAUAUCUUCAGAAACACUGUAAUAUAAAAGAAUGUUAGAAAAGGUUGGAGAAGAAUAUUAGAUCGUAUUGGCAGACAGAGUAUAAUGGAAUAAGUAAAUAUGAAGUGUAAAAUAAAGAUAGAGGAGAAUUAAAUACUUUCGAAUGUUAAAAUAAGUAAAUGAAAAGAAGGUUAGAAGGAUUUGCUGGAGAUACGAUUCAAAUUAGAAUACAAAGCAGAGAGGUGAGAGGAAGUCAUGGAAACAAGUAAAUGGGAAGACGGUUGUAAUGGUUUAAUUUGAUUUUUGUUAUUUUUUAUUGUGAUUUUUUGUCUUUUGUAUUUUUCUUUUUACUGUUUAUCUUUUGUAAGAUGUAUGUGAUUUUUUUUGUUUUUCUUUACUUUUUUCUUUUUCUGUAAUUUCAAAAUUGGAAUAAAUAUUUAAAAAAAAAAGAAAAAAAGAAAUGUUUGGGGGAAGCGUACUGUCUGGACAUGGGUUUAGGGCUGAUCCACAUAUCUGCUUGUUCCCUGCCUAGAAAUCAUGGGUCCAAGUGAUUUGAGCGGUUGUCCCCUUACCUCACUCCUUUUGCAUGGAAAACCCGCUCUUUAGUGCUCAAUCAGAACAAACAUCCAUCUGCGGGAAAAAACCCAAUUGCCAUUUGCUCCAACUGUGUGCUAAAGAGCUGCUCCCCCAGUGGAAAGCAGUGGGACAAGGGGAAGUGUGAAUAAGCCCUUAGUUUUUUCUAGGGCUUGGUAACACAUGUCACACUAUGGGGGAAACACAGCCAGAGACAGCAGCCCAUGAAAAACACAAUGAACUUCUUUGGCUGCUAAACAGGAAGUGGGUAGAUAUGUCACGUACCUGACCAGAUGACCCACAAAAUGGCUGGUGGAGAUUUAUUUGUUUGCUUAUGGAAUUUAUAUCGUGGCCUUUAACCAAAACAGUGGACUAUAAAAAUUAUGACUAAGAUGGUUCCUGCAUUCCAGCUUCACACCCUAAAAAGACACAUCACAUGCAGAAAAAGCAAGGGGAAGGAGGAGGGAAAAGCAAGCUCAAGCAUAUGUUCUUGAAGUCACAGCCUGUCAGUCUUCAGGGAAUCUGAUCCCCCCACAGAAGGCUGCUAGGAAUAGAGGAAACAAGGAAAGUUCUUUCCAAUGGCUUUUAUUCAAUAUUCACAGAGAGAGCCUUAGAAAUGCAGCCUCUUCUCUCAACUUCCUCAAUCAUCAACAGCACCACCCACCUUAUGGUGGCCACUUAGGGUCAUUUGUGUCCGAGUCCUUUGCUCUCCUACUUUCAAUGCCCACCGGGUUCUGGGAGAAGGGGAGUCUGGAAUGCUUUCUAGUGACAACUAUCUGAAGAAGUGUGCAUGCACACAAAAGCUUAUACCAAGAACAAACCUAAUUGGUCUCUAAGGUGCAACUGGACAUUUUUAUUAUUUUUUAUAUAUAUUUUGACUGCAUCAGACCAACACAGCUGUGUACCUGAAUCUAGUGACAAUGUGUCAGCCAACUGCUCUCACUCUGCCUCCUCCUUUGCCUUUCAUCUGCCUCUGAGCUAUGACCUCCUGCAAACCAAUGUUGUAAAUCUAUACGGUCUUCUUCUUCUCUGGAAGGUUCAGGCUAGGGAGGCAGUGUCCAUCGCUAUUCCUCUGUCCAGUCCCUGACACAGCCUGGCCACUCAUGCCACUCAUGCCACUCAUGGUUCAGCCUGUCUUUUGCUUCAAUAAAAAGCAAUCCCACCCCAAAACGACUCCACACAUACACAGAAACACACACCAGGGAUACCAAAUCCUAGGGCCCCCACUCUUCUGGGUCCUCCAUAUUUUUGGGGGGUGACCCCCUCAUGUUCCAAACAAUCUGGGGGCAGAGGAGAAUGAGCAUGGAGCCAAGUGUGGGGUGGCAAAACCUGUCACCCUCCAGGUGUUGUUGGACUGGAGUUCCCGUCAGUCCCAGCCAGCAUCGCUAAUGGUUAGGGAUGAUGGAAGCUGCAUCCAUAUCAACAUCCAGAGGGCCACAGGCUCACCAUCCUUGAGUUUUGAGGCUCCUCACUGAACUUUCCCUGUUUUCUGGAGCUGGCUGCACUAAUCUCAGAACAUAGCAGGCAAUAAAUGAUAAUAUGGCAGGGUGAGGAAGACGUGGGUCCAGAUCUCCACUCAUCUAUGAAACUCCUUGAGUGAUGCACUUUGGGCUACCCCAGGGGUUGGCAACCCAAGGCUCAUGGGCCACAAGCAGCCCACAGGGGUCAUUUAACCGGCCCAUGAGCUGCCUCCAAACCAAGUUGCCUGCUUGGGGAGUCCCUGCGCGCUGCUCUAAACUGGCACAGCGUGGCACAGGGGCUCGCUUCUGCGGCGCUGGAAAUCACAUCUGCGUAUGCGCAGAUGCUGGAAAUCGCGUCUGCGCAGAUACAGACACUAAAAAUUGCCAUCUGGCCCAUGGAGGGAUCUCUGCUGGAGUGAACUGGCCCAUGCGAGGUAAACCAUGCCGACCCCUGGGCUACACACUAUCUCUCAGCCUAACCUACCUCACAGGGUUGUUGUUAGAAUAAUAGGGUGCUCCUGCCUGCCUGCUUGAGGAUCCAUAGAGGAGCGGGGGAAUAAAUGGAAUAAGUAAUAAUAUGCAAGGUACAUGUCAAACAUCCCUAAAAGUAGAAAUGCAUCAGGUUUGCCAUCAAUUUUGGCAAAUUUGUUGUCAGAAUCCACCGUUCAUUCCAGGAAGUCCUUGCACAAUAAGAGAAGCAUCUCCACCCAUUUUCUUUAUGGGUAUUUACACUACACAACACUCCUUUUACUGUGGUUCAUUGGAGCAACUCCCUAAAAGAUGUUACUGGAGACCCAUCUAUAAAACGUCCUUUGCCCAUACAUCUGGGCGCAAGAAGCACUCAAGCUCAGCAAUGAUCUUAGCCCUACCUUACGGCACCAUGGUGCCUCUCCUUGUGCUCUGCCUUCUUUCGCCACUCUUAGUUGCCUCUGCGGAUACAUGUAAGUUAUUUAUCAUUGAUCACAUCCAUUUUCCUACUAUGCUGUUAGGGACAGACGGAAUACCAGCACUAUGGAAUGACAUAUCAACUGGGCCAUUGUUUGAUGCUAAUCUAGGGGGGUUAAAAAGUUUGAGCAGAAUGUUCUUGCCACAGACUGAUCUUUUAGCAAAAGGAGGAGAUGAGGUGCAUGCAAUAGCUAGUGUCCCCCCCCCCCCCAUUUGGACUUCCACGCUAGCUUUUGAGUGGAUGCAUUUGGUGAUACGGAAUCAUAGAAUCAUAGACUGGUUAGUAAGUAAUCUGUUAAGCCUGCUGUAAGUUCUAAAGGUGUUGGCUGAAAUAUACAGUAUUCAGCUAAGUGCUACUCGGAGUAUGUAUAUUGCAAUGGAUGAGCCUAAGUCAUGUUCUCUAACUUCGAAAGGUCUAUUUGUAGUAGGUAAAAAGGGUAAUGGUAAAUUACUUCUGGAAGGUUAAGUCCAGUAGGGCUAGCAUUGGGAGGCAUAUUUUGCAUGGGAUUGAUUGAUUGAUUGUAUCGCCCUAUACCCUCAGGUCUCAGGGCAGUUCACAGGAUAAAAUCAGAAUAUAAAGCUACAAAAUACAUACAUACACGCAUGCACACACACACACACACACACACACACACACCCCAACCCAGGUAGCUACGUCACCUGCCGUGUAACCAGCAAAAUGCUAUUGCCUUGGUCGUUUUCUUUUUUUAAUAAAAUAUUUAUUGGUUUUACAAGAAAAAAUUCCAGAAAAUACAAAAUUACAAAAAUUCAACAAACAAAAAACAACAAUAACCAUGACAAAAAAUAAACAGAAAUAACAGUAUCCAUAACAAAGAAUGAAAAAAAAAGAAAAAGAAAAGAAAACAGAAAAAUUUAAAAAAUAUUGUACUUUCAUUUAGCCUUCUUAUCUUUACCUAGUUCUUUGACUUCCCCACAUCUCCCCGCUUGCAUUUCCAUUUAAAACCUCCUUUCAGCAAAUCCUUACCCUCCUUUCUUAUCUUAACUCAAAAAACUCAAUGUAUUUAUAUAUAAGUAUUUUAACAACCUUAUCCAUCAAAUAUUCCAUACUCUUAAUCACAAAACUUUUGCCAAUACCAGUUAUUUUCAAUCAGACUUCAAUUUAACAUUCAUUAAUUUUAUAGUAUUUCUGUAGAUAGACUUUGAAUUUCUUCCAAUCUUCUUCCACCGACUCUUCUCCCUGGUCGCGGAUUCUGCCAGUCAUCUCGGCCAGUUCCAUAUAUUCGAUUACCUUCAUCUGCCAUUCUUCCAGAGUGGGUAGAUCUUGUGUCUUCCAAUACUUUGCAAUGAGUAUUCUUGCUGCUGCUGUUGCAUACAUAAAAAAAGUUCUGUCUUUCUUUUGCACCAAUUGGCCAACAAUGCCCAGGAGAAAGGCCUCUGGUUUCUUUAGAAAGGUAUACUUAAAUACCUUUUUUAACUCAUUAUAUAUCCUUUCCCAAAAGGCCUUAAUCUUUGGGCACGUCCACCAAAUGUGAAAGAAUGUACCUUCAGUUUCCUUACAUUUCCAGCAUUUAUUAUCGGGCAAAUGAUAGAUCUUUGCUAGCUUGACCUUGGUCGUUUUCUACUGCUGGUUGAUCUUCUCUUGGCUUUCUUGACAAAAUCUCAGUGUGCCGUAGGCAGUGGUGGGACUGGGGCCAUUGAAGGCAUGGGGGGGGGGAUAUGCCACUCUUAAUGACGCAGAAAACUGGUGUUUGUUAGUACACCAUCUCUAUACAGCACUCAAAUGCCAGCUGUGCACCCCAUUUCACAGGAGCAGCACGCACAGGAUCUGCCACGUAAAGUUUUUUCUUUUUCUUUUUCCAAAUAUCCUUCAUUGGAUCUGUUUUCCUACUAUGUGGUCAGGGACAAAAUUGGAAUCACAUACCAACUGUGCCAUCGUUUAAUGCUAAUCUUGGAGGGUUAAAAACUUUGCAGAGAACUUUCUUACCACAGGAGGAUCUGUAUGCCAGCUUGAGAACGAGGAGGGGACAGAGGGUGAAAAAAGAGCUGUGAGUGCAGGGAGAAACUUUCCCCAUCCUUUGGACCCCCUGGGAGACUUAAUACAUCUGCUGUACCUUGAAGUGGGUGUGGAGAGGGCAGCUGAAUGGUACACAGCUGUGGGAAGCCUAAGGAAGUAUCAUUGACCUUGGGCUUGCCCAUGAAAAGCAAGUCUAUAGUGAGAGACUAGAUCGAUGGCUGCUGUUCUGAUUGCGAGACUUUUGUGGGUGAGCUGAGAGUGUGUUUGGACCCUGGGUGAGAACCAAGAGGCUGAAAAUGAAAGGAAUUGUUGAAUUAUUUGAAGAGCAACUGUAACCAACAAAUUAAGCUAGUAGGACUACAAGAAGUUUUGUAAGGAGAAAUAUGCUAAGUGUUUCAAAGUAGAAAAAGAUAGAGAUAUUGGUUAUGAGUUUGAAAUGUAAUAGGGAAAAUAAGAAAUGCAUACUAAGAAAUUAGAUUGGAAAAUUUUCAGACAGGACUGAUGGAAGUCAAAAAAAUUGAAUAAGAUGUAAAAGUAUGUUUAAUUACUGUUGAAAAUGAUAUGUUAAAAAACUAAUAAAAUUUAUAUAUAUAAAAAAGAGAUAGAAAGGAAUUGCUACUGAUUUAUAUAUAUAUUAGUAAUGUUAUAUUAAUGUAACGUUUUUAUAUGUAACUGUGUAUUUUUGUAAUGUUUUCUUUAAGUUGUCUGUUGUUGCUUCGGCUUUUUAUACACCUCAUAGCAGGGGCCCCCCCAACUUGAAUAAAAUAUUGGGGAGGGGCAGGUAAUCCCCGCCCUGCAUGAUCAAUCACAUGACAUGGUGCACACACAGCAUUUGAAUGGCAAUGCCCAUCUUCUUGGGGGGGCCCUCCCCCCGACAUAUUUUAUGGGGGGAGGGCAAAGGGACCUUGGCCCCUAGGAAUUGGCUCCUUUGCCUUUAGAGAUAAUUUUAAUAUAUUAAGCAGCAUAGAAAUUAAGUAAUCUAUCAAUCAAUAAUCAAUUAAGGGCUAGAUUCUGUAUUUGGUGGGACACAGGUGGCACUCUGAGAAGGUCGGCAGUUCGAAUCCCCAUGAUGGGGUCAGCUCCCGUUGCUUGGUCCCUGCUCCUGCCAACCUAGCAGUUCGAAAGCACGAAGUGCAAGUAGAUAAAUAGGUACCGCUCCAGCGGGAAGGUAAAUGGCAUUUCCGUGCGCUGCUCUGGUUCGCCAGAAGUGGCUUAGUCAUGCUGGCUAAGCUGUAUGCUGGCUCCCUCGGCGAAUAAAGCGAGAUGAGCCCCACAACCCCAGAGUCGUCCGCGACUGGACCUAAUGGUCAGGGGUCCCUUUACCUUUACCUCUGUAUUUGGUAGAAAAACACAGGAACAGCCUGCAGGAUCAGGCCAGUAGCCCAUAUUGUCCACAAUCCUAUUCUCAGCCAGAUGCCUAUGGGAAUCCCACAACUCAGACCUGCAACAGCAUUCUCUUCACUUGUGAUUCCCAGAAACUGGCUUCCAGAGACAUUGCUGCCUUCGUGGUAGACAGAAAGCAUAGCCAUCACACUGAGUCACCACUGAGAAUCUUCUCCUACCUGAAUUUCUCUAAUGCUCUUUUAAAGUUGGAGGCCAUCACUGUCUCCUAUGGGAGGAAGAAGGAAUGGAAAUAGACUGUUCAAAGUCGACAUAAUUCCCUGCUUUCUUCCCCCUGUCCACCCAAGAUGGCCUUUUGAUUAGCUAGAAAACACAUGUGCAUUAAAAUUUGUAAAUUAUGACAACAACCUUCAUGUAAAGCACAUGACAUUCCCCAAAUAAUAAUGGGAACUGUAGUUGGUUCAGGGUGCUGGGAAUUGUUGUUCUGUGAUGGGCAAAUUACAGUUCCCGCGAUUAGGUUGUGUGUGUGUGUCGUGUGUUUUAAAUAAACUUUUAAUGUAUGGUGUGUACACAGCCAAGUUCUUAUCCAGCAGAACGCAUUUCACACUGUGAUGAGCACUCUAGGAAAAACUUUGCCCAGAGUCAGCAUUAUGCACUGAAUGGGACACGGGCCUUCCCCAUUUUGUCCAAUGCAUGAGGGCUCUUCAGUCCCAUAGUUGAAUGAUGCCCUUCUCUCUUCUUCCAGCUGUCUUGAAGUGUGUACAAGGAGCAGAAGUUUCUAACGCUUCGGACUGUGUCAGCGGUUUGGAUGCCUGCGUGCUCAUCAGGGACCAGAGCACCAUGCUUGGUAAGGGAGGUGUUGGCCUUGCCUGGUGGCAUCCUCCACGCUGUGCCACAAUCUAUCCAAUGGAGGCUGGUGCCCAUUAGGACUGGUAUGGAAGAAGGCCAAUGAUGGGCAGUGCCAAAUCAUUCUACUUUCACCCCCAUCUCCUGCUCCCAGCUGAGUUCUGCAAGGGACAAGCCUGAGACUAAGGAGGAGUUGGACCCUCCAAUUUUCCCUAUUUUCCAGGGACAGUCCUAGAUUUGCAGAAGCUACCCCGGUUUCUGAUUUGACCCUGGAAUGUCCUGCAUUUCCUUGUGCCGUCCCUAUUUUCACUGGAUAAAUGUUGGAGGGUAUGGAGUUAUCCGACCCCCAAACCAAGGAGAUAAGUAACUAUACAGCCUUUAGAAGACAUCUGAGGGCAGCUCUGUAUACGGAAGGUUUUUAAAAAAAUGUUUAUUUAUGUUUUUAUAUAUGUUGGAAGCUGCCCAGAGUGGCUGGGGCAACCCAGUCAGAUGGGCAGGGUAUAAAUAGUAUAAAUAAUAAUAAUAAUAAUAAUAAUAGAAUAGGGGGUCCCUAUUUCCAUCAGGAAAAUAUAGUGGGUCCUCCUUGAACAGGUGGAUGCCAGCAGAGGGCAGACUGAGGCUUGGACAGGAAGUACCCCAUUCUUUCUCCUCUACCAAUUUUAGCUUUAUAGGCUAGGUUCUGCCCACAAUCACCCAUCUCUCUCUCUAUCUUCCACUUGGUCAAGGAAAACAGAAAUCAUUAUCAGAUUUCAAUGACAUAUACCAGCCAGGCAAACACACUCAAGGAGGAUGUAAAACAAAGUUGGUAAGGGGUGUGGAUUGGGCCAGUUCUGAAAGGUCAGAUACAGAAAGAGGUUCCCUUUGGUCCACAGACCUGAGGUUCUUCACCAUUGAUCUGGAACUUCCAGAGUUUCUUCAGCAAGAUGGAGGCUCUACUCCACUGAGCCAUAUUCCUUUGGGAGAACUUGGAAAGGAUGGAAGGGCAAGGCAGAGCGGAGACCAUCGAGUUGAGCAGAGAAUGAAGGAUUCUGGGGAAUGAGCUCUCCUGACCUGUUGUUUGUCUUUCUCUUCUUCCGGUAAACAGGCACCGAGUUUGACACAACAACCUAUUCAUGUGGAAAAAGUGAUUCUUGUGUCAAUGCUUAUAACAUCACCAUAGGAAAAGAGAAACAUUUGCGCUCCAGCUCUGCUUGCUGUACUGAAGAUGGGUGCAACGCAAAGUUAAAUUGGACCUGUAUGUCAUAACCUACCCCUCUAUGAUAUCAGAAUUGCAGACAUGAGCCACUCCAGAAGUUCUUUUUAUGGUGCAUUCAGAAUGAUUUGUGCCCAUGAUGCUACUGGGGCAGUCACACACUAUUCCAUUCUCAAUACCAUUUGUAUGUGCAUGGUCAUACUGUUUAAUUUCUAAUCACUGCACAUCCCAUUACUUCUAGCUGAAACCCCACAGUUUUUCAUACCACAAAUGUCCUGGUUUAUUUUCAUCCCACAGUAGAAUGCAGUAGAACUGGAGAAGCAUCACAGAAGAAAUGAAACCAGGAUAAAUCCAUCACUAAUGCAGUGUUAUAGUUUGAAGAACAUGUUGCACAAAUGAACCUGCAAUAAAACACCAGUCUGGAGGGGCCCUUGGUUUCAGAAUGAUGAAAACAUUCUCAAUUAGCUUUUGAAACUUGGCAGGAACAGGGUGGAGUGGAGGAAGUUUUAGUCCCUCCACACCUUUCAUCCUAACACAAGACAGGAAAGGUGUCAAACCUGUGUCUCUAGACCUCAUUCUUUCAUUCUGACAAAGAAUAUGCUAACAAAGAGCUGGGAGUGGGGAGGACUCAGUGAGUGGUUGUGUGAAUGUAUUAGGAAGGCUGCGGCUGCUGUGUCUGUGUGAAGCAGGCCUGUCAAUGAUCCAAUGGGGCUCUUCGGAGAUUCUUAUGUAAAAACUUUCCAUAUAUGACCAUUUGCUUCUUUCUUCUUUGCUUCCUAGCUCUUCAAGCUCCUUGGACUGAGAAUGGGCUCACUUGCCCAAAAGGAUGUUAUGCUCAGACGGAGAAGGAGUGCACGGAUGGACCGGUCUUAUGCACAGAUGGUCAAAGGAAUUGCAUCACUGUAGAAGGAAGCUCUGGUAAGGGACUCUGAAGGGACUAAGCAAAGGAGGAGGGAUUCUGUGGGGUGGGGAGAGCAGGUGGGAGGGGAAUGCUGCCUCUGGAGGAUCUAGAGGUGGACCAACCAUCAGGCAAGAUGAGAUGACUAUCUCAGGCAGCAGAGCAAGAGACUUGCAGCCCUGACUCUUGGAGAACCAUCUUCCAGGAUGUUCUCUGGUGCAAGCAUCAUUGAAAUGAACAAGUGCUGUGCCAGAGCAUGGUGGGAUUGCACCCAUGAUAAGGUGCUAAUGGCAUGUGUGCAUCAUCCUUUGGAGUGCUAAAGUGUCAUGAGUGUGUGAUUGAGUCUGGGCCCAUUCACAUAAGUCCUUCUCAUUUGAGUAGAACUUGGAACAUUUAGAAGCUAAAUGUUGGAACAUUUCAGAUGGGCAAAAGAAAAUACUUUGUCACCCAGUGCAUAGUUGAAUGAUGGGAACUGGUCCUACAAGACAUAGUGAUGAUGGCCACCACACUGGAUGGCCUUCAAAAAGUAUUAGACAGAUUCAGCAUAAUGAUAAGCCACAUGGGCUUUCUUUUGCAACCAGUGUUGAAGAAAUAUGACUCUGAAUACUAUUGACUGGUAUGCAGAGUUAGCACACAGCUUGGAGGUUUUCAGCUUCUGAAUACUUGUUAGGAGAGGAGGAUUACUUUGAUGCAGUCACACAGAGAGGCACUUGGCAUUGGAGAAUAAGUAGCGGGUUUAUUAUUGGAAAUGCAUGCUUGGAUAGGAAAGAGGUUUCUUUUUCUCCCUAGCACAGUUGGACUCCAUGGCAGCCAUGUUGUGAACAUAAAAUACAGUGGUACCUCGGGUUACAGAUGCUUCAGGUUACAGACUCCAUUAACCCAGAAAUAGUACCUCGGGUUAAGAACUUUGCUUCAGGAUGAGAACAGAAAUCAUGCGGUGGCGAUGGGAGGACCCAUUAACUAAAGUGGUACCUCAGGUUAAGAACAGUUUCAGGUUAAGAACAGACCUCCAGAACGAAUUAAGUUCUUUACCCGAGGUACCACUGUAAGAUGUUGAUGGUUGUGACAACCAAAUAUGUCACCUUGAGCUCCUAGCAGUAAAGGUGGGAUACCUUUUUCAGAUGGAGGAUUAAUUUUUUAAAAAAACAACAACAAUCAAUGUAAAAAUAAAUUGUGAAUGUGUUGACUGACCCAAGCUCUUUUGAGAAGAAGGGUGCUAUAAAUAUUUAACAAUUAUAUAAAUUUGCUUACCAGAGGUCAGGUGCCUGUGAUGAGUGGAGCAGAAUCAGAAGUGGGUGGAGCAAAAACAUUGAGGUCCCCCCCCCCCAUUUCACAUGCACAACAUGCAGCCAUCUUUCUCCUCUGUCCAGGCAAGCAAGUGUUCUAGCCCCAAAGGAGGGUGAUGAGUAGGCUGGUUAUGGAUGUGGUCUGGGGGGGACAGGCUGCACCCCAGAAGGAGUUAUAGCUCAGGGAGAAUCACAGGCUCGGAAAUAAACCCCUGAAAUAAAAAAAACUGAGAAUUUGCCAAGUGUCCCCAAGUUGAACCACUUUCGCCCAUAUCUGUUUUUCUCAUCUGCCUCUUCCUCUCCUCCCCAAUCCAGCCCAGGGCCAGGUUAAGAAUGGAUGGAUCCCAAUUGUUGCAAAAUUAUUUCCACUGUGGCUGAGGAACAGACACUCGUGGUCUCAGAGGUCUGAGCCCCAGGUUCUUUCUUUGGCAGACCCCAGAUUUCCCAGCCUUUCCCUGUUUUUUCUUUCAGUUUGCUAUAAAGGUGGCUGGGUGUUCUGCAAAACACCAUGGGCACCAUGGGACCCCAGGCAACUACUAUAUAGAAAUACAAAUUCUGAAAAUAUAAGGUUCUACAAUCAAUUAGCAUAGGACUGACCAUAGGCAGAGCCCAUGGCAGGCAGAGUAACUAGUCCUAGUUUUGUACCCAUCUUCCUCCCUGUUCCGAUCUACAAGAGCCAAUGCCCCUAAGGAAAAGGAAGCAGAUGGUGAAGCUCAUCCGUUGGACUGGUUGUGAGUCAGAAGGCAGGCCGGUGGGGGCUGGGUGAGGGCAGAUUGACAUUGACAGGGCCAUGCCCCAUUUGUUUUCCUAGAGCAGCUACCACUGACACCUGCUGAUGAUCCCCAUAUUUACCUGCAGGUGCCAAGACGUUCGUCCUGCAUGGUUGUGGAACAAGCAAUAUGUGCGGUGUAGAAAACUAUGCAUUGACAAUUGGAGGAAUCCCCUACAAUAUCAAAACAAUAACAUGUGUCCCUGCUGCGUAA